This is a messenger RNA of Xiphias gladius (swordfish), 1223 nucleotides long. RefSeq names its product ubiquitin related modifier 1 (gene urm1). The transcript is spliced from 5 exons. Gene Ontology annotation, biological process: tRNA thio-modification; protein urmylation. Lineage: Eukaryota; Metazoa; Chordata; Actinopteri; Istiophoriformes; Xiphiidae. The record is from RefSeq and is a predicted model, not a curated record. Gene Ontology annotation, cellular component: nucleus; cytoplasm. Gene Ontology annotation, molecular function: protein tag activity. Bases 60 to 365 code for a protein of 101 amino acids.
AUAUCCAAACACGUCACUUCCGACUUCCUGCGCCACUACUUCCUGCAUGUGCCAACAAUAUGGCAGCGCCUAUAGCGAUUCACCUGGAGUUCGGAGGAGGAGCAGAGCUGCUUUUUAAUGGUGUGAAGGAACAUCAUGUGACUCUUCCAAGCCAACCAGAACCUUGGGACAUGAAGCAGCUGCUGGUCUGGAUCCAACGGAACCUGCUGAAGGAACGGCCUGAACUCUUUGUCCAAGGAGACUCUGUGAGACCUGGGAUUCUGGUGCUUAUCAAUGAUGCAGACUGGGAGCUAAUGGGGGAGCUGGAUUACCAACUACAAGACCAAGACAACGUUGUGUUUAUUUCUACUCUUCAUGGAGGAUAGAACAUGAGUUAGGAAUGCAAACACAUCCUAGACAUCUCUGGAACAGCUUUUCCUCCACAUCCUCUGCGCUGUUCAGUCUUUCCCCCACAUCCCAACAACAUGUCACCCCAUUGGACGCUGUGGAUGUGUCAACCCACUGAGGUGAUUUAUGUUAGUCCGCAAGAAUGUGGAUAUUCAAAGAUGGUUACUGAGAAAGAUGUGGAAGCCGGGAGACAGGAAUUCUGUGGACGUUUUUGUAAAUACCAACAUUUAAAAAAAAAAAAAAAAAAUCAAACUGGACAGGCUCAAGGGGCAGUCAUAUGACGCUCUGGUUGUACUGGCCAGCUCACAUGUGCAAGUGUAAAGGCUAGUGUGUGAGUGUGUAUACCUUCAUCUCCCUGCAAUGUCUCUUCCAGCAUGACUGUCAAAGACAAAAUGACUUUAUCUAACCUAACUCUCUGGUCAAGAGAGUAUUAAUGACAAGGUAACAAUUCAACCCCCACUAAUUAGCAUUUAUAAACUGCAUAUAGACAUUGUUUCAUACCAGACUAUAAUGUGGUUGUAUGCAGAUAUGACAUUUUAAGUUUUUAUUAAUGUAUUUGUCAACAAUUAUAACUUCUCCUAUAUCAUAUUUUAUAUGAUUACAACUGUACUACAUUAGUCAUUCAUUAUCUAUUUAUACAACAGCAACCACUUUUGGACGCUUAAUAGUUGUUGACAAAUACAUUGAUAAACACCUACAAAUGUACCUCCAGCUACUUACACCUACAUAAUAGUGUAUUACAAAGUAUUAAAGAUUUAUAUGGUGCUUAUAGAUGCUAAUAUUAAAAUAAAGUGUUACCAGAAAGAAAAGUUUUUCUUUAUUAAUUUCUUUCUUUU